Molecule: messenger RNA, 725 nt
Organism: Rubroshorea leprosula
Lineage: Eukaryota; Viridiplantae; Streptophyta; Magnoliopsida; Malvales; Dipterocarpaceae
Source: the annotation of a GenBank genome assembly
GUUCAAUUGAAAACUCUAGUUUGAUUAGGAAAGGAGGAGGCACAAUAGUUUGUCAGUUUGUUCAAUUGGAGAAGAAAACACCUCCCAACCUCCGGUUGCUAUGAGCUCCGGUGACGACGAGUCCGACGGAAAUUAUCUCCAGCGACCCAUUUAAAGGAAACGACGUCGUUUAACAAGGUUUUUUCUUUUGUCUGUCUCGUCCCUUGCCCUUAUCCAUCUUUCUCUCCGUAUCUCUGUUUCUAUCUAUCCCAAAAUGAUAAGAGUGAAAAUCUGUUGGCAACAAGCACACACACAGACGAGAGCGUGGGUCCCGACUUCAUUCAUUUGAGGAACUGAAGAUUUGGAUUUGAAAUUGGAGCUAAACAAUGUCAUGUCGCUCAAUCUCCUCCUUCUCUACCCUCUCUGUUCCUCCUCCGAGGAACUCCUCUCUCUCCCGUCGAAGCCCCAAAUUCAUUCAUUGCUCUGUUGGAGCUUUACAGCUUAAUUCUUAUAAAAAAAAAAAAAACAAAAAACAAAAGUUGUUAUUUAUUGUUUAUGGAGGAAGGGAAAAGGAGAGGCUGGGAUUCGAGGGAUUCAAGAUGUCCCAAUGGAUGUCCCCCUACGAAGUCAGUGGCUGUCAUUUGGCUUGUGGAUGAGAACCUUCGAGAUGAGUUUGGUUUGAGAUUUUUAUGAAAGUAGAAUUUAAGGAAGAAAAUCAAAUUUGGGAAUUAACAUUAACUUACCUU